This is a messenger RNA of Dacryopinax primogenitus, 1224 nucleotides long. RefSeq lists its product as uncharacterized. Gene Ontology annotation, biological process: GDP-fucose import into Golgi lumen; protein O-linked glycosylation via fucose. The record is from RefSeq and is a predicted model, not a curated record. NCBI's taxonomy places the organism in Eukaryota, Fungi, Basidiomycota, Dacrymycetes, Dacrymycetales, Dacrymycetaceae. The transcript has 5 exons. Gene Ontology annotation, molecular function: antiporter activity. Gene Ontology annotation, cellular component: Golgi apparatus. Bases 35 to 1105 code for a protein of 356 amino acids.
UCCACCCUAGCCAUCCAUCACACCACCGCUCAAGAUGCCCCAGUCAAACCUACAAGAGCAGCCAGCAUCAAAGAUGCUCGUCACAGCGACAGUGACAUUCUACCUCGUCGCAGCCAUCGCUAUGGUCCUCGCUAAUAAAUGGGUGCUGGAUAAGACGACCCUGCCCUUGUUUUUCCUCUUUGUCCAGCUCGUGAUCGCUGUUCUGCUCCUGCUUCUUGCGCACCUAGUUGGCUUCCUGCGGUUACCAGCUCAUCUAGAUAUCGGCGUAUGCAGAGGACUCGCGCCGCUGGUGGCUAUUAACGUCCUUGGUCUCACAUUCAACAACUACACGCUGAAGUACGUUGACGCCUCGUUCUACCAAGUCGCGCGGGGUCUUGUCCUCCCCCUCACAGUCGGCAUUUCCUUCGUCGUCCUCCACUCCCGGCCUUCACUGCGCGUCCUCUCCGCCUGCGGGAUCGUCACAGCCGGAUUCUUCGUCGGCCUCCUGCUGGACCGCACAUACUCCACCUCGCCCGCCUCGCACGCGACUAGAUACACGUUCCUAGGCCCAUUAUUCGGGAUCCUGAGCAGCUGCACUACAGCACUCCACGCGGUGGUCAUCAAGCGCAGUCUGGAGGUCGUCCAUGGUUCCGCGCUUGAGCUGGCCUGGUACAGCAAUUUACUUAGCGCGUUUGGACUUAUCCCGCUCGUGCUUGUCGCUGGUGAAGGACCGGGAGUGAUCGAGCUGCUAAGUGGGACUGCGCCCGUCGUGGGGAUCAAUACUGGCGUCAGCGCGCUGAAGACGUUCGUCUGGGGAUCGCUCAUUACGGGCGUCAUCGGAUUCCUCAUCUGCCUCGCCGGAUUCCUAUCCAUCAAAGUGACCUCCCCCGUAACGCACAUGAUUUCAUCCGCCGUGCGUGGCGUCCUUCAGUCCCUCCUCAGCGUUUGGUUCUUCGGGGAUAUCAUCACUACCGGUCGGGCGUCGGGUAUUGGCCUCAUCCUCGCUGGGUCAAUCUGGUACACUUGGGUAAGGAAUGUGGAGACCCAACAAGCGCAGGAGCAGGCAAAACCGGUGUAUGAGCAGGUACCGAUGAAGGAGGUUGAGGAGGGCGAGCGGAGAGAUUGAGCGUUAGGAGGGAGGGCUGUCGACUUGAUGCCGACGCUGAUGCUGAGGUGUAUUGUGGUGGAUGUGGAUGGAUGGCUCGGACUGUGUGCAGCAAUAUUGCAGCUAUUCGAUACCCAGGC